GAAAAGCGUUUUUUUUUAGGCGGGAAGAUGCCGGAGACGAAGGAACGGGAGAACCUGGCCGAGGUCAUCAGUCAGUGGAACAGCGACAGACUGGACUUGUUUGAGAUCAGCCAACCUGACGAGAGGCUGGCGUUUCAUGGCGUGGUCCGCUUCUCCUUCGAGGAUCACGAAGAAGAAGGCAGCGUGGCCACAAAGUGCCUGCGGGUUUGCAGCAGCUUGACGACUCGCGAGGUCAUUGAGACGCUUUCAGAGAAGUUCAGGCCGGAUAUGAAAAUGCUGUCGACAAAAUAUUCUCUCUAUGAGAUCCACGCAGAUCGAGAACGUAAGUUGGACCUGGAUGAGAGACCUCUGGUCGUACAGUUGAGCUGGACCUCGGACAACCGAGAAGGGCAGUUUGUGCUCAAAAAAGACCAGGAGAGAUUGGAGGAAAGUUAUCAUGAGAAAGAAAAAGGAGGCCUUCUUCAAACCUUCAAGAGGACACUGUCAAGAAAAGGGAAGAAGAAAGAGAAAAGCCGAGCCAGCGGAGCUGAGAGGGCGUCGGAGGGCGAGGACGGACCAGCUGAAAAUCUGCUGAACAACAGCGACCGCUCGUCCGGCCUUGAGCCUCUGAGACGUUGCGAAAAAAAGAAAAGAAGUCAGAAUCCUGAAGACUCUCCAGAUCAACCUGGAUUACCGGUUAGAGUAAAGAUCUGCGACGAUGCCGAGGAGCCCUUCCUGUCCGCAGUCAUAAAUUACACCAACAGCUCCACAGUUCAUUUCAAGCUGUCCCCCGCUUACACCCUCUACGCUGCGAGUCGCUUCGCCCUGCGGCGCCGGCGCAGCGGCGGCUCUCCGUCUUCUGCAAGCACGCACCCCGUAACGUCAAUCACAAACAGAAUGGCCACCAUGAUGGGAAAGGUCAUCCAGAGGAACCAGGCCGUCGCCGGGGUUCUCGCCUUCUGGUUGGCCAAUUCCUCUGAGCUGCUGAACUUUCUGAAGAACGACAAAGACCUUGGCCCGUUCACGAAGCAAAGUCAGCUGGAUCUGUCCCAUCAGGUGCACAACGCCUACAGCUUGCUGCUCCGUUGCCUACAGAGCGAGUUGAGGAAACACCUACCAACUUUCCUCACUGAUCCUGAGCGACACGGCGCCCUCCCGGCAGGGAUAGAGAUGGUGUUGGACACCUUUAUGAACGCCAUGUCUCUUCUGCGCCGGUGCUGCGUCAACCCGGCCCUCACCAUCCAGCUCUUCUCUCAGCUCUUCCACUUCAUCAGCGCCUGGCUGUUUAAUCAGCUCAUGGCCCCAGAACCCGGCACGCCGGGCCUGCGCUCUCACUACUGGGGGGCCACACUGCGUCAGAGGCUGACCCCCAUGGAGGCCUGGGCGGAGAGGCAGGGCCUGGAGCUGGCUGCCGACUGCCAUCUGGGACACAUCACGCAGGCGACCACGCUCCUGACAAUGAAUAAGUACUCGCCUUCGGACGCUAAGAACAUCCAGACUUCCUGUUUCAAGCUGAACUCGCUGCAGCUGCGCACGUUGAUGGACGGGUACAUGUACGGACCCAGCGAGCCUCAGAUCCCCCCUGGCUUGACGGAUGCCGUGGCGACGGCUGCCAAGGCCUCGGCCGAUAACAUAAUUCUCAGCGAAGGUGGCGAGCUUCGGCUGACGGAGAGCCUCGACCUCCUGCUGCCUUUCCUGCUGCCGCGGGGAGGAUACUCCUGUGAGACGCUGAGAGGAGUCCCUCAGGGGUUCAGAGAGUUUCUGGAGCCAAUCUGUCAGAAAGGUCUCUGCUGUUUGACGUCUGUGGCUGAAUCUCAAGGAGACUGGACGGCGCAUUUCACUGAAAACACACACACCGAUGGGGAUUUGUACUUGGCAGCGCACAGGCAGCCCGAGGUCGAGAACGUCACUUUGCACAAGCCUCUAAACAGUGGGAUGGGUGUCAGUAUUGUAGCAGCCAAGGGAGCAGGCCAGAGCAACCUCGGGAUCUACGUCAAAUCUGUGGUCAAGGGAGGACCCGCCGAAAUGAGCGGUAAGCUGGCAGCUGGAGAUCAGUUGCUCAGUGUGGACGGUCGCAGCCUGGUGGGACUCAGCCAAGACAGCGCAGCAGCCAUCAUGAUGCGCACCGGCCCCGUCGUCAGCUUACAGGUGGAGAAGUUUGCAGCGAGUUACCGAGGUCUCGGCCACCUACUGAACGAAUCGUCCCCGGAAAACGAAACAAGCAGCAGCCGUUUAAGACUGGACGGCGUUUCCACACUGUACUGCGCUGUGGAGCUCAGCCCCUCGGAGAGAAACCCCAGAGGUCGCAAGAGAAACAGAGACCAGAAAUACCGACAGCUUUACCGCUCCAACCCCAACGUGACCGCUGGCUUUUGCCCAGAGGACAGAGGUGAACUCUUUGACCCCGACGUGAGAGGAAAUGGCUUUUCAUCCGUUUCCAGCGACAACCUUUGCGCCAAUACGCGUCCCAGAGAAUACCUGACGCUGCCGAACCCCAAGUCCAAGGACAGGUCUGAUUUUGAGCCGACGCAACUGUUUACGACGGCUGUGAAUCCUUCAAGUGAGCAGAGCGCCAGCCGGAGAGGCUUCGUGCGACUCGCUGUGUCUCAGGAGAGCUUGUGUGCAGACAGUGGAGGCCCCCUGCUGGACCAAAAGCAGAACGCGCGCACACAGAGGAACCAGAGUUCCAGUCAGUCGACAAAUUUCUGCCGAUCCGCUGCUCUCCGCUCAAGCGUUUCUACACACCACGUCCCGUCCGACCGCAAACAGCCGCCCCUGAGUCCGGCCGGCGUCUGGAGGAACCUGUUUUCGGAGCAGGCCACGCCUACGCCGUCGGUCCGGCCGAUGCGCAUCGACAUCCCCGUCGCCGUCUCCGGAGCAGGCGGCGCGCGGUCGAAUCCUCCUCUCACCACCUUCCAGCCGAGCCCCUCUGUUCUGAGCCGGCUCCGUCAAGCCAGUGAGCAGAUAAAGAGCUCCCCAAGCCGAGCGUGUCCAUCAUCAGCGGUCAAGGCGCUGCUCCAGCCCUCGGGUCUCUGGCAGCAGCAGAGGUCAGAAAAACCCAGAGUGUGCAUCACUCCAGCAAAGCCCGUUUCCUUCCAGGAGCCUCCGUCCGAGCGGAAGGGCUCGGGGGGCCAGAGCGAUCCCCGGGUGCUGCUGCGUGACCCCUGGAGGAGGGAGACCCAGGAGGCGCUGGAGAAGCGGCAGAGGCUGGAGGCGGUGGAGCGGCUGGAGAGGGAGGCGCGGCAGCUCAGCGCCAAGGAGCAACGGAGCGCCGAGGAGGACGGCAGGCUGCGGAGGCUGGACCUGGAGUGGAGGUUUCAGAAGAGGGUGCAGGAGAUUCAGCAGAGAGGAGAGGGAGAAGAGGAGGAGGAGGAGGAAGAUCUGGACGCCAUGGUGAUCCUGCAGCAGCUGGACAGAACGUCAGAGAACAAGAUUGGAAACAACAGGAAACACAACGAGGAGGAAAAGCCCGGAGGGAAUCAGCAUUCCUACAAGCAAGACGGAAAACCAGAUCCCAGAGAAAAUGGACUGAAAGCAGCGUCAGAUGAGAAGCCGGCGGAGAAAAUCAAGAUGGCGUCGGCUCCUGAGAAGCUCACAUUCAGGGAGCGUCGGCGUCUUUUCUCCCUGGCAACAAGCGCUUAAGUGAAGGUCAAAGGUUUUCUGAACAGAAGUUAAAAAUAAAUAAAUAAUAAAAUUUUCUUGUUGCAUUACA
Messenger RNA from Gambusia affinis (western mosquitofish), 3691 nucleotides. Its product is annotated as afadin. Gene Ontology annotation, molecular function: cell adhesion molecule binding. Gene Ontology annotation, cellular component: adherens junction. Gene Ontology annotation, biological process: signal transduction; regulation of protein localization. The transcript is spliced from 24 exons. The coding region runs from base 28 to 3621 and encodes 1197 amino acids. The record is from RefSeq and is a predicted model, not a curated record. Lineage: Eukaryota; Metazoa; Chordata; Actinopteri; Cyprinodontiformes; Poeciliidae.